CAAAUCUCCUCUCCGGUCUCUAUACAACAAAAUGGCGUGCAAGGCUCCCGCCGUGACAAUUGGAGCCUUUGAAGGCGGCAUCUCGACAUCUAGCUGCACUACUCCGAACGAAGAGACGCCCCUUAUCCGCUCGAGGAGGCGACAUUCUUUCCAGCAUGCGAGACGGUCGUCUUGUGACUACGACGGAGAUGCUGUCUUUCUACGGGUCGAGGUCUUUCUUGUCGAAUUAGAACGACGUCUACAAUGGCUCGAAGAAUACCGUAAAUCCCACAUGGAAUCGAUAGACGCUAGCAUGCGAAGAGGAUAUGCGGCACUAGAAGCCGUUCGAGACUCGUGUUGUGCAGCAUCAGGCGAAUUAAUGGGAGGCGGCAAGAAACGGGCCAAAAUCCUCGUCGAAACACUCGAAGGACGAUACAACGAAGCUUUAGCAACCAAGGAAACUCUUAGCGAAAAAGCGUAUGCUGGCAUGCGACUUAUGGAGUCAUUUCUGAGCGAUAUCGAGGCUAGGUCUCAAUUAGUCCGAGAGGCGGCCGGUAUCUCGAGUGCCUUUGAUGAAGGUUGGAAAGCGGUUGACUCAGGGUUGAAUCAUGCGCGGGAAGCUGUGAACGAAGCAGUGGAUGAAGGUAUGGAGAGUGUGCGACGGGCCAAGGAAGCGCUGCGCGAGAGUAUAGAUCGUGCUAUUCUCCUGGCACAGGAGCGCCGUCUCAUUCAUUACCAUGACCUGCCGCAUCCAUGGAGAGUCAAUCCACAUAUUCUACAGGGCUAUCGAUUCACGGCAUCUCCGAAAGAGUGCGUUACUUCGGUGUUCUCCUUUUCGAACGAACUAGUCAAUAUCUGGUCUCAUUUAAUCGGCUUGUUUAUCGUUUUAUCGAUCGCUUUCUAUUUUUACCCUCUCAACCCGAACUUCCACCUCAGCACAAGAGCGGACAUCAUGAUCGCCGCCGUGUUUUUCUUCGCAGCCUGUAAGUGCCUCGUCUGCAGCACAAUAUGGCAUACCAUGAACGGAAUCGCAAAUCAAAAAGUCAUGGAACGAUUCGCCUGCGUCGAUUACACCGGUAUUUCAUUCCUAGUCGCAGCAUCAAUAAUGACAACCGAAUACACCGCAUUCUACUGCGAACCGACCUCCCGCUGGAUCUAUAUCCUUCUCACCUUCUCCCUCGGCAUCGGCGGCGUUAUUUUGCCAUGGCACCCAACCUUCAACCGACCCGACAUGUCCUGGGCCCGCGUCGCAUUCUACAGCUUCAUGGCUUUAACAGGGUUCGCACCCUUAAUCCAACUAAGCUAUUCUCGCGGCUUUUCAUGGUGUCUAUAUUUCUACGCACCCGUCAUGAAAAGUAUUCUGGUCUACGGAUUGGGAGCAUGUAUCUACGCCUCUCAAAUCCCCGAACGCUGGUUUCCGGGUUUAUUUGAUUAUUGCGGCGCAAGUCAUAAUAUAUGGCACAUUGCUGUGUUGGGGGGGAUACUGUUUCAUUAUUUUGCGAUGCAGGAAUUGUUUGCGGAUGCGUUUUUGAGGGCGAAGGGGGAGUGUCCUAAUUUGACUGCUUAGUUCAAGCGUGCAUACAAUCGGUUUCAUAUAGAUUUUUGUUCAUAGGUUAUUUGGAGUACAUAUUUAUUUGCUUUUUAUUCCUCUUGGCCAUGUUUAGUAGUAAUUUAAUUACACGACAUUCCUCUUCGAAGCUUGGAAGGUUGGUACUCGGAGUUGGCACUGAAGAGACUUGCUCAAGUGACCAUGAAUAGGUAGAUUUCACGGAGUGAAGAACACAUAUAUAGAUAUCA
Messenger RNA from Talaromyces stipitatus ATCC 10500, 1776 nucleotides. Its product is annotated as IZH family channel protein (Izh3), putative. Gene Ontology annotation, cellular component: membrane. The coding region runs from base 32 to 1546 and encodes 504 amino acids. Lineage: Eukaryota; Fungi; Ascomycota; Eurotiomycetes; Eurotiales; Trichocomaceae. The record is from RefSeq and is a predicted model, not a curated record. Gene Ontology annotation, molecular function: signaling receptor activity. The transcript is spliced from 2 exons.